This is a messenger RNA of Mus pahari (shrew mouse), 892 nucleotides long. RefSeq names its product prolactin-7A2. Gene Ontology annotation, biological process: female pregnancy; positive regulation of lactation; response to nutrient levels. The transcript is spliced from 6 exons. NCBI's taxonomy places the organism in Eukaryota, Metazoa, Chordata, Mammalia, Rodentia, Muridae. The record is from RefSeq and is a predicted model, not a curated record. Gene Ontology annotation, cellular component: extracellular region. Gene Ontology annotation, molecular function: hormone activity; prolactin receptor binding. The coding region runs from base 38 to 793 and encodes 251 amino acids.
GCGUGAAGCAGACAGGCUGUACCAGAACUCUUCAGAGAUGCCAUUUUCUUUCUCUCAACCAUGCCCCUCAGGGGCACUUCUGCUGCUGGUGGUGUCAAGCCUCCUUUUAUGGGAGAAUGUGGCCUCUGGGCCUUUGAGUAGCAAUGAGACUAAUGGUGUUCCAAUAUCCAUCAAUGGGCUAAUUCAUAAUGCCAUGAGACUGACUUGGAAUAUCAAGAAACUCAACAUGGAACUGCGCAGGACAUAUACUGUCAAUGAAGUCUCUGAAAACUUAUACGAGACAUAUAUGCUUGACUUUAUUGAAGACAUGGAGUUUCUGGUCAAGGCUCUUACUUGCUGCCACAAUUAUUCCAUCAAAACUCCAGAAACCCUGGAUGAAGCUCAACAGAUUCCUUUUAACGAAUUUCCAAAACUGAUCCUCAGUAGAAUGUGGGCUUGGAAUGAAACUUCUAAAGUUCUACUGAACAUACUCAGAAGUAUUCCAGGAAUGCAUGAUGAUGUCAUUUCAUUAGCCAAAAACAUUGAAACGAAAAUUGCAGAGCUUUUUGAGUACACCCAGAGUAUACUCAACUCGAUUUAUGGAACAACAGAAAAUGUGGAAUACACCGUCUUUUCUGGUCUUGAAGACUUAAAUUCAUCUGAAGAAGAAUUUAGCCUUUUUGCUCUUUGUAAAUUUUCCUAUUGCUUACGUGUAGAUAUACAUAUGGUUGAACUUUAUCUCAAGCUAUUAGAGUGUGUGGUAAAUAUUAGUAGUGAUGUUUGCCUAUCCACCAAUACCAGAAAUGCAUCAUGAUGCUGAAUCUUUUUAAAUAAUCUUAAUUUUGUAAUUGUGAAGGUAUAAUUGAGUAUAAUGGGUAUCUUUUAAAAUAAAAAUAAACUCUCUCUAUAUAAA